Mercenaria mercenaria is the source of this 2313-nucleotide messenger RNA. RefSeq lists its product as uncharacterized. NCBI's taxonomy places the organism in Eukaryota, Metazoa, Mollusca, Bivalvia, Venerida, Veneridae. The coding region runs from base 1046 to 1819 and encodes 257 amino acids. The transcript is spliced from 2 exons. The record is from RefSeq and is a predicted model, not a curated record.
UUUACAAAAGAAAAACAUCGCUUGUCGUAAUGUAAUUUACACUUCGGGAGUAUGACAGUAUGAAUAUUAUAAGAUUCAUUAUGCAUUACUUAAACAUAGUUUAUCUUUCAUACGAUCAUAUAACAUCAGGCGCGUGAAAGAAAAUGGCUAAUAUUUACGCUGAAAGUCAUAUUGGGAUUUCAAAUUAUCAUAAAGAAAUACGUGUUAAGAACAUAAAAGAAUGUGUUGAGGAGAAUUCAAGGAUAAAUCCAGAUAAAGAAGCUUUCGUUUUUGUUUCAACAAAUGGUGGAAGACAGAGUCUUACAUGGUCAGUACUUUACGAAAGAUCAUGUGCCGCAGCAAGAUCAUUUAUUCAGCUCGGAAUGAAAAGGAAGGAAAUUGUUGCCAUUAAUCUUCGAACAUGCCCUGAAUGGCUUUAUGCGGCGUUCGGGGCGAUGAUAGCAGGCGCGAUCCCGGUAAGUGUUUCGUUCACCUAUACAGAUGGCAGUGACUUGGUAGCGUUGAUGCAGAAACUACAACGUUGUUCUCUUCUCAUUAUGGAUCCUGGACUGGACAACGUUAACCGGAACAUUGUACAGAAGCUACUUGAUGAGAAUAGUGAAAAUGGAGCGGUUCAUUCUUCAAAAUUGCCAUAUCUUAAGUACCUGGUAGGUGUCGGCUUUGAGGACUGCUCAGCUCUUGUGAAAAGUUUUCAUGAUUUACUAAACGGAACUAACACCGACGUUUCUUUUCCGGAUAUAGAAACUGGAGAUGUUGCUGUCAUGUUACAGACCUCUGGCAGCACGGGAGUGCCAAAACUUGUAGCACAUACACACGCAUCACUCGUCUCUCUGAUUGGCUCUGACAUGAUACCUCUUGACGAGAGCUAUAGAUUAUUCAACGAUCGUCCAUUUAAUUGGAUUGGAGGGUUUCCAUUUUCAGUUUUGACAGGGCAAACGAGGGUGACAAUAUUAGGAUUCUGCGAUCCGCCAAAGAACAGAGUCUCCUUUAUGAAAGAGGUCAUAGAAAAGGGAGAUGUUCACUGAUAGUAGCGUUGCCUCCGCUGAUGGCGGAACUUGCACGAGUACAGGAUGAGCUGCCUUCUGAUUGGCCAGUCGUGGGAAUAGUCACGGGAGGCCAGCCAAUGACAAAAGCCUUAACGGAAAGCAUUGGAAAAACAGGGAAGUUUCUUUGCUGUGUUUAUGGGACAUCAGAAACGAUAUUUUUAACCCAGAUUUUGAUAACAGAGGGCGACAGUUUUACUGAAUAUGCAUGCGGUACACCGUUAAAGAUGAAAGGGAUUGAAAUGAAAAUUGUUGAUGAGAGUGGCAAAACAAUACCUGUGAAUACAAGAGGUGAAAUAUAUGUUAGAUCACCUGGAAUGUUCAAAGGGUAUUUCAAUGAUCCUGAGAAAACUAAAGCUGUAAUGACUGCCGACGGAUGGUAUAAAACAGACGAUAUCGGGCGUAUGACUGAGAAAGGGGAGUUUUUUGUUGAAGGCCGAAAAUCUAAUAUGAUAAUUUCGGGAGGAAUGAAUGUUGCCCCCGAAAUUUUAGAGCAAGUGAUGAAAACAUUUCCUGGAGUAGAGUCAGCAGUCCUUGUUCCGAUACCAGACGACGUUUACUAUCAGGUUGUGUGCGCAUGCGUUAUUAAAACAACUGGUAGUGACAUCACCGAGAAGCUGCUUCAAAAAUAUUGCGAAGAUUUUCAUACAGAUAAGCCAGGGCUUUUUACCGUACUACCAAAGUAUUACCUGAUCAUGGAAAAACUGCCAGAAACAAACACAGGAAAAACAGACAGAAAAGAAAUUGAAAGACUUGCUUGCAGCAAAUUUAGAUAAAUUCUUUCAUAGUUAAGAUUGUAAUAACUGUUCACUAGUUAUAUAUCUUGGAAGAAAAUGUAAAGAAUAGUGUGCAUCCAUACUUCUAAUUUCGUCGUAUAGCGCAUAAUAUGUCAGAUGUUCUUGACUUUUACCAAUUUAAGAUUGUUCUGCACGAUCGGAUCAUUUUUAGCCCGACUAUACGAAGUAUAAGGAGAGCUAUCCUACUCGCCCCAGCGUCGGCGUCGGCGUCUUUCCGCGUCCCCACCUUGGUUAAAGUUUUGGUGCACUUUCUCUUUUUUCAACUUAUCUCUGUAAUAACUUGAUGGAUUUGAUUCAAACUUGAAAUACUUAUUCCUCAUCAUCAUCCACAUCAUCUGACAUAAGGGCCAUAACUCUGGCACCAAUAUUUCAUGAAUUAUCCCCCCUUUUCACUUAGAUUUUCAGGUUAAAGUUUUAAUGCACUUUCACUCUAACUCUGUUAUUACUGAAUGGAUUUGAUUCAAACUUAAAAU